CCGGUGUGUAGGUCUGUGACAGGGUCCGGCGGCACCUGGUCGGUGUCCGGCCCCCCCAAAUCUCCCGUCCCUGUCCCCAGGGGAACGACACCACUGUCCGGCUCCCGUUUUCCGCUGUCUUUGAUUCUCCCUGGGAGCGAGGUGGAGCACAGACCCCGGGUGUCAACACACAGGCACAAGCCGCACAGCAAACCUCAACACUGGCAUCAGCUGAAGCCAAAAUUCCCAGGAUUCUGAAUAGAGGCUGCCUAAUUGCCCACAGUUGCUCCUUUGACCUCCCGAGGACUAAUUCCAAAGAAGGAAGAAAGAAACCUAGCAGGUGUUUUUGUUUUAAAUUGAAACUUGAACUUUGGCAUCUGCAGUGCUUGGCCAUUCCCGUUCACAACUUGCUGAGUCUGCAAGUAGAUCAGGAACUCCCCAGAGCUUCUAGCUCCACCCAUGGAAACUCAGGCUGAUCAUGUAUCUCAGGAACCUCAGGCCCUGCUUGAGAAUGCUCUUCCUUCCUCCAAAGUUCCUGUAUUUUCCAACAAGGACAAGCUAGGGGAUGAGAUGUUGGCAGCUGCACUUCUAAAGGCCAAGUCCCAGGAGUUGGUGACCUUUGAGGAUGUGGCCGUGUAUUUCAUCCGGAAGGAGUGGAAGCGUUUGGAGCCGGCACAGAGGAACCUCUACAGGGACGUGAUGCUGGAGAACUACAGGAACGUGUUCUCUUUGGAUGGUGAGGCCAGAACUGAGCACCAUCAAGACAUUUCAGAAGAUACAGGAGCACACGGGGUACUGUUGGGAAGGCUACAAGAGGAUAUUUCUCAGGGUCUUAAGUUUGAAGAAGCCUAUGAACGAGAAAUCAGUCUCAAAAAGGAGCUAGGGAAUUCCUCUGGGGAUAAACUGAACAGGAAGAGAGCAGGUUUCAGUCACAUGACAGUUGAAGAAAAGCUAACCCCCACAGGAGAGAAAAAUGAGAAAUGCAGUGCUUUGGGGAGUGGCUUCUCUGUGAGCCCCCACCUUAUUUCACAUCAGAAACUCCCUGUGGGAGACAGACCCCAUAAAUGCGAUGAAUGUAACAAGAGCUUUAAUCGAACUUCAGACCUUAUUCAGCACCAGAGAAUCCACACUGGGGAGAAACCCUAUGAAUGUAGUGAGUGUGGGAAGGCCUUCAGCCAGAGCUCCCACCUCAUCCAACAUCAGCGGAUCCACACUGGAGAGAAACCCUAUGAAUGUACUGACUGUGGGAAGACCUUUAGCUGUAGCUCAGCCCUGAUUCUCCACCGGAGGAUCCACACUGGGGAGAAACCGUAUGAAUGUAGCGAGUGUGGGAAGACCUUCAGCUGGAGCUCCACCCUCACUCACCACCAGAGAAUCCACACCGGAGAGAAACCGUAUGCCUGCAAUGAAUGUGGGAAAGCCUUCAGCCGGAGCUCCACCCUUAUUCAUCACCAGCGCAUCCACACGGGAGAGAAGCCCUACGAAUGUAACGAGUGUGGGAAGGCCUUCAGCCAGAGCUCCCACCUCUAUCAGCACCAGAGAAUCCACACUGGAGAGAAACCCUAUGAAUGUAUGGAAUGUGGAGGGAAGUUUACCUACAGUUCAGGCCUUAUUCAGCAUCAGAGGAUUCACACAGGGGAGAAUCCCUAUGAAUGUAGUGAAUGUGGGAAAGCUUUUCGGUACAGCUCUGCGCUGGUGCGCCACCAGAGAAUUCACACUGGAGAGAAACCUUUGAAUGUAAUGGGGAUGAACAAAAGUUCUUUCCAAGCACCUGCUGAAUUAAGUGUCGGAGAGUCUACAUGAAGGAGCGCUACUACCCUGUUCUCCUUCCUUCCUCUGAGCUAAAAGAGCCUUAUUCCACAAGGAUGAACAAUUUAGCUGUUUCUCUUCUGGUUCAAGCACUGUGAAAGAGUAUGGGGAAGAAUGGGCCAGUGAGCCCAGCAUAGUCAUCAGGCACCUAGCUGGUUUCUCCAGAGCAUUAUCAGCCUGGAAAAAACCACAAGACAAACAGCAGGUGGGGUGCUAGGGAUAGAGGGGCGCUCUGGAGCCAGUCACCUUCCAUUCUGGAAGGGAAUUUGCACUAGAUCACUUUCCUCACACCCUAGGAGGAGUCUUUCUUUCCAAGGUGGGGAUGGAGGCACAGGAAGAAUACAAUUCCAAGGAUCCUUCUAGAAGCAAUCAGGAGUAUUAGCACAAUGAGGCUGUGGAAUAAAUGUGAAAUCUAUGAUUUGCUAGAAAGGGGAAAGGAGGCUGUACUUGCCAACCACCAUGACUAAUCUGGCUUUAAGUUUUGGUUAGAAACGUGCUAUCCUGUUUUAGAACUUUCUAAAUUAUGGGGAUUUGGUGCUGAGGGAUUUGUUGUUUUACAGGAACUGGGAGGAAAUUUGGAGUGGUUUUCUGUCAUGACUUUUUCCUUCAGGACUCUUAGAGCAGCAGGACCCAAGUUUGUAAGGACAGUCUGGCAGUUUUGUUGGAAAACCCCUUGCUCUUCCUUACUGUGGUAGGACUAAAUGCAAAAAUCUAUUUAAUUAAUGAAUCUAACAUGAGAGAUUAUCAAAAGCACUUAGUUUAGACCUCUGUUGUGUCCCUCCUCUCCUCUCUCUCUUUACUCGUCCUCUUGUAAUGAAAAGCAGUGUAUUUCAAAUCCCUAAUGGCUAGACCCCUUUUUUUUUUAAAAAAAAAAUUAUUAUUGAGAGGGAUAGGAGGAGAGAAAGAACCAGAUGUCACUGUGCUGCCAAGGAUUGAACUCAGGACCUCAUGCUUGAGAGUCCAAUGCUUUAUUCACUGUGCCACCUCCUGGGCCACGGCUAGACUCCUUCUAAGGAGCCCCCUCAGCCAGCUUGCCCUGCCUGCUCUCAUGUGUGACACAUGAAAUCUGACCUCAGCAGACGCACCUUGCUGGCAUCUCAGCAGCAGAGUAUGAAUGCAGAGCCCAGAGGAGGCCCUGGUCUGAGCCUAGUGACGGUUCCAUUCUGGGUUUCGCUGGAGCUCUAGGCUUCCCAGCUGAAGGGAGACCUUUCAUGUGUUUUGUUUUGUGUCCUCUCCUGUCACGUAAAUGACACUAUUAAACAGUAUAGUUUUGCAGGAGAAAUUAUGUUUUUGUGCAGGGACCACAUUUGUUUUCACCUUGUACCAUAAACAGUGACUGUUAAGGGACUCUAAAAAUUAAUCUUUAAAACUAUUAUAGACAACCACAUGGCUUUUUCUUUCAAUAUUCCAUCAUAUUCCUCUAGAUGCCACCAGACUUGGAUCCUUUAGAAAGUCAUUUUCAUACUCACAUGGAGAAUUUUAUGGGUUGCCUGUCAUUCUAUGUGGAGUGAGUGAUACUCAAAACCAGCAACCAGGGCCAGUAAAAUAGCUCACUAGAGGGCUGGCAAGAUAGCUCACUUGGUGUGAGGCUAGUGUGAUUGCCAUAUCCAUGACCUAGGUUUGAGCCCAGCCGCUAAUGCUCUGAGGUAAACUGACUUUUUUUUUACAUUUAUCUUUUUUUUUUUUUUUUUUUUUACUUUUAUUUUGAUAGAGAGAAACUAAGAGGAAAUGGGAGACAGGGAAAGAGAGACAAACAGCAGAAACCUGCAGUAAUGCUUCAUCACUUAUGAAGCUUUCACCCUGCAAGUGAGGACAAAGGCUUGAACCUGGGUCCUUGCUCAUGGUAAUACAUGCACUUAAUCAGAUAUAGCACUACCCAGACCCUAUUUUUAUUUUAAUUUAAUAAUUAAUGUUUUUACCUCUGGCGGUAGGGGCUGGGGAGCCAGGAACAGUGAGGGCCCAGUGACAACAAAAAAAGCUCACUUGGAUAGUGUGCCUGCUUUGCCAUGUGCAUGACCCAGAAUUGAACCUAACCGUCACUGCACUGGAGCAAGCUUCCUUGCUGUGCUAUCUUUGCCUCAGUCUUUCUCUGUUUCACUAUCUGUAAAAGCCCAGAGCAGUGAAACCCCAGGGAUGACAAAAAAAAAAAAAAAAAAAAGUGGUCCGGGAGGUGGCACAGUGGUAAAGCUUUGGACUCUCAAGCAUGAGGUCCCGAGUUCGAUCCCCCGGCAGCACAUGUGCCAGAGUGAUGUCUGGUUCUUUCUCUCUCCUCCUACCUUUCUCAUAAAUAAAAUAAAAAUCUAAAAAAAAAAAAAAAAAAAGCCAUGGGAGUCAGGUGGUAGCACAGCGGGUUAAGCGCAUGUGGCGCAAAGCGCAAGGACUGGCGUAAGGAUCCCGGUUUGAGCCCACCCGCAGGGAGGUCGCUUCACAGGCGGUGAAACAGGUCUGCAGGUGUCUUUCUCUUCCCCUCCUCUCCAUUUCUCUCUGUCCUAUCCAAAAGCGCCAACAUUAAUAACAACAAUAAUAACUACAACAAUAAAACAACAAGGGCAACAAAAGGGAAUAAAUAAAUAAAUAAAUAUUAAAAAAAAAAACAAACAGCCAGAACUAGUUGUGGGGUCUGGCUCCCUGAUGAGAACAUAGUUGGGCUGUUGGGUAUUUGUGGAGACGUCUAGAUUUCUUGGUUUGACUGUUGGUGAGAGAGUACUAUAAUUAUGGGAAAUGCUGGAAUGGAAAAAAGGAAUAUUUGGAACUCUGAAAAAAAUCUGGCCUCAAUUAUUGUAGCUGACUACCUAAUAAGUUAGAUUUAUUUUAUUUUUAGUAAAGCACUACUCAGCUCUAGCUUAUGGUGACGCCAGAGAAUGAAGCUGGGACCUUGGAGCCUCAGGCAUAAGUCUUUUGUAGAACCAUUAUGCUGUCAGAUUUCCUUUUUAUUAAAUUAAUAUAUAUAUACAUAUAUAUUUUACCAGAGCACCACUCAAAUCUGAUUUAAGUUAGUACUAGAAAUUGAAGUUGCAAUCUCAGAGCCUCAGGUGUGAAAGUCUUGCAUAACCACUGUGCUAUCUCCCAGGGCUUUUUUAACAGACCAUUAGUGUCGGAUUAAACCCAGGGCUUCAUGCAUGCAAGGCCUAUGCUCUAUUACUAAGCCAAUGUUAAUGCUUACUGAUGUUUCUGAGAGAAUGACAGCACCCCUCUGACAUACAUGCAGUCCCUGGGGUUGAACUCAGAACAUCAUGCUUACAAGUUCAGUCUUCUACCACUCUGUCAACUCCUGGGCUGCUGGUUUUGUUUACCAGAGUACCACUCAGUUCUUAAUUAUGGCAGUGCAGGAGACUGAGACUGGGAACCUCAGGCAUGAGUGUUUGCAUAAUCAUUAUGCUAUCUACCCCACUCCUGGACUUCUUAAUUUUUUAAAUUAUUUAAAAAAUACUUUUAUGUGAUCCGGGAGGUGGCACAGUGGAUAAAGCACUGGAUUCUCAACCAUGAGGUCGAUCCCUGGCAGCACAUGUACCAGAGUAAUAUCUGGUUCUUUCUCUCCUCCAAUCUUUCUCAUGAAUAAAUAAAUUCUUUAAAAAUAAAUACUUUUGGGGGUUGGGUGGUGGCGCAGUGGGUUAAGCGCAUGUGGCGCAAAGCGCAGGAACUGGCGUAAGGAUCCCGGUUCAAGCCCCCGGCUCCCCACCUGCAGGGGAGUCGCUUCACAGGCGGUGAAGCAGGUCUGCAGGUGUCUAUCUUUCUCUCCCCUUCUCUGUCUUCCCCUCCUCUCUCCAUUUCUCUCUGUCCUACCCAACAACGAAUUGCGUCAACAAGGGCAAUAAUAAUAACCACAAAGAAGCUACAACAAGGGCAACAAAAGGGGGGAAAAAAUGGCCUCCAGGAGCAGUGGAUUCAUGGUGCAGGCACCGAGCCCAGCAAUAACCCUGGAGGAGGAAAAAAAAAAAAAAUAAAUACUUUUAUAGGGGGCUGGAUGGUAGCGCAGCGGGUUAAGUGCACAUGGCUAAAGUGCAUGGACCAGUGUAAGGAUCCCGGUUCAAGCCCCCAGCUCCCCACCUGCAAGGGGGAUGGCUUCACAAGCAGUGAAGCAGGUCUACAGGUGUCUUUCUCUUCCCCUCUCUCUUCCCGUACUCUCUCGAUUUCUCUCUGUCCUAUCCAACAACAGCUAUAACAACAAUAACCACAAGGGCAACAAAAUGGGGAAAAAUAGCCUUCAGGAGCAGUGGGUUCGUAGUGCUGACACGAAGCCCCAGCGAUAACCCUGGAGACAAAAAAAAAAAAACCAAAAAACCCACAAACUUUUAUUAUUAGAGAUAGAAAUUGAGAGGGAGGGAGAAUAGGAAGAGAAACAUCACCUGCUGCCCUGAUUCACCGCUCCUGAAACUUUCUUCCUGAAAGUGGGGACCUGGGCCCUUUAAUGUGAUGACUUAACCGGGUAUGCCACUACCUGGCCUACCUUAUUUUAAAUUUAUUUUCCCAUUUGUUGCCCUUUUUUUUUUAAUCGUUGUAGUUAUUGUUAUCAUCAUCCUUAGAUAGGACAGAAAAAAAUGGAGAGAGGAGGGGAAGCUAUCUCCCAGCCUCGAUCCAGUCUCCUUAGUCAUAGAACAAAGGCUUACGGGAGCCGGGAGGUAGUGCAGCAGGUUAAGCACACAUAGUGCAAAGUGCAAGGAUGGGGUAAGAAUCCUGGUUUGAGCCCCCGCCUCUCCACCUGCAGGGGAGACGCUUUACAGGCUUCCCCUCCUCUCUCCAUCUCUCUCUGUCCUAUCCAACAAUGACGAGAUCAGUAACAACAAUAACUACAAUAAUAAAAACAAGGGAAACAAAAGGGGGAAAUAAAUAAGUAUUAAAAAAAAAAAAGAACAAAGACUUACUUUCCUUGAACUUCAUUCUGCAUAGAGCGGGACCAGAUGAGAUUUUUUUGCCUCCAGGGGUAUUGCUGGAACUUGGUGUUGGCACUACAAAUCCACUACUCUCUGGCUGUUUUUUUCCUUUUUACUUAUUUAUUUUUAUUAGAUAGGACAGAAAUUGAGAGAGCAGGGAAGAUAAAGAGGGAGAGAAAGAUAGCUCAUGAAGUGGACCCCCUGUAGGUAGGGAGCGCCCGGGGCCUCAAACCCUGGUCCUUGUGCUUUGUAAUAUGUGCACAUAAAUGGGUGCACCAUGGCCUGAGAAUUUUUUUUUUUUUUUUUUUUUUUUUACCAGAGCACCCAUUGCUCAGCUCUGGUUUAUGGUGGUGCAGGGGGUUGAAUUUGGGAUUUUGGAGCCUCAGGCAUGAGAGUCUCUGCAUAACCAUUAUGCUGUCUACCCCUGCUCCUGAGAAUUUGUUUUAAUCCUAACUAUUUCUGUACCAUUUCAGAAGGCUUGCUUUUUUUUUUUUCUUAUAAAUUUAUUUUGGGUAGAGACUGAAAUUGAGAGGGAAGGGGGAAGCAAAGAGGAGACACCUGCUUCACUGCUCAUGAAGCUUCCUUUCUACAGGUGUAGACGGGGAUUUGAAGUCAGGUCGUUGCACACAGUGUGUGUGUUCAACCAGGUGUACCACCACCUUUCUGCCCCGCCAAAUGGGAAUUUCUAGUCAGAGAUUGUGGCUGACAAAACACUAGAAGUAGCCAGGCUAGGGGAGUUCUGACCAAACUAGCCUAACUGGACUCUUGCUGAAGACAAGCCAGGGUGACAGGCUCUCAGGCGGAUGGUGGAGAGCAAGGAAACCUGAGUGAGACGGAGGAUGGGGGUUCCUGUUAAACUGAUUCGGAGGGCUUCUUGCUAAAACUAGAUUUUAUAAGGAAGGCCACUGAUGGGCUGAGGCAGUUUGGUCAAGCAAUAAAUCUGUUGCAUUAAAGGGCAAAAUGUCAGCAAGGUUUCUCCACAUUCCUGCUAGUAAGCUUGUUUACACAUGGUGUGUCCCCAUCCUGUUCCAGUUCCACUCAUCCAGUCCAUCAGAAUCAGAGUUCAGGACUGGGAGGUGACACACCCAGUAGAGUGCCCAUGAUACUAUGCGCAAGAACCCAGGCUGAAGGUCCCAGCUCCCAGAAGUUUCACUAGUUGUGCUGCAGGUGUCACUCUGUCUCUCCCCCCCACCACCGCCCCUUCCUCUCUCUUUUGCCUCCAGGGUUAUCGAUGGGUCUGGGUGCUGGCACUUAAUGCAUCCACUGCUCCUGGUGGCCAUUUUAUUGAGUAGAACAUAGAGAAAUUGAGAGAGAGAGACACCUGCAGAUCUGCUUCACUUGUGAAACAUCCCCCCUGCAGGUGGGGAGCUGAGGGCUCGAACCUAGGUCCUUGCACUUUGUACUGUGUGUGCUUCACUGGCUGUGCCACCACCAACCUCCCACCCCCCACCUCUACCUAUCUCUUACUCUCCAUCCAAAAGAAAAAAAAAAACCUUAAAAUCAGAUAAAUAGGGGGCCGGGCAGUAGCGCAGUGAGUGAAGUGCACAUGGCACAAAGCACAAGGACCAGCGUUAAGGAUCCCAAUUGGAGCCUCCGGCUCCCCACCUGUAGGGGGUCACUUCACAAGCGGUGAAGCAGGUCUGCAGGUGUCUAUCUUUCUCUCCCCCUCUCUGUCUUCCCCUCCUCUCUCUCUCUCUGUCCUAUCCAACAAUGACAGCAAUGACAACAAUAACAACUAUGAUAAACACAAGGGGAAAAAAAGGUAAAAGUGAAAAAAUAGCCUCCAGGAGCAGUGGAUUCCUAGUAGUGCAGGCCCAGAGUCCCAGUGAUAACCCUGAAAAAAAAAAAUCAGAUAAACAGCAGCACCACUCCACCAACAGGGAGCACGCCUGGGCAUCGUCCAUGCUGUUCCCAUGAGAGGGCAUGCCCCCCACCAUGUGAUCUAUCUCCCAACCCCUUUCUUUUUUCUCUCCUCCUUUUUCCCUGCCACCAAGUGGCAGGAGGAAAUGGCCAUGGUGAGCAGACAUGGAGCCACAGCUAUAAUCCUGAUGGCAAUAAAAUAAACAUUAACA
This is a messenger RNA of Erinaceus europaeus (western European hedgehog), 8731 nucleotides long. It is a transcript of the gene ZNF3, whose product is annotated as zinc finger protein 3. The coding region runs from base 439 to 1782 and encodes 447 amino acids. NCBI's taxonomy places the organism in Eukaryota, Metazoa, Chordata, Mammalia, Eulipotyphla, Erinaceidae. The transcript is spliced from 7 exons. Gene Ontology annotation, biological process: negative regulation of transcription by RNA polymerase II; regulation of cytokine production; regulation of immune system process. The record is from RefSeq and is a predicted model, not a curated record. Gene Ontology annotation, molecular function: DNA-binding transcription repressor activity, RNA polymerase II-specific.